AUGGAUCCCCCGGCGGGUGUGGAGGAGCAGGCGCCCGCCUUGCAGCCCACCCUCCGCCUCCUGGUGGGCUUGCUCAUCCCCUGCCUGCUUCUCCUCUUCCUCCUGAACUGCCUGCUCUUGCUGGGCUGGAGACCCACCUGCCGAAGGGUCGGGAGGCGGGAGCUCGGCCAGGGCCCCCCGGCUCCCCCCCAGCUCUUCCAGGUGGUAUCGGGCAGCGCUGUGCUGAGACAGGAUGGCAACGGCAGGGUCGUCCUGCAGCAGCUCCUGCAGCCAGCUGAAGGUCCCGGGGGGCUCCAUGCCUUCCCGCCUCCCUUGUCCUGCAGCGGGAGGGCGGCUGCACCCUCGGGGUCUAGGUCUAGGGGGACGCCCAGGCCCCAUCGCAACAGCCAAGCUCCGCUGAGGGGACACCCGGGGAAUGGGGCAUCCCGGGGAACGGGUUCUUCCUCCAGUGACCAGGGCAAGCAGUCCCUCCUGGCGCCCCCCAACACUCCCGUGAGUGGCUCAGGGACUGCGGGUACCCCAGAUGGCACAUUCAGCCGCUGCCACACCAGCACCCAGAACAAAGUUUGCCGCAGUAGCAGGCCAGUGUCUGCCACCCACCCACAAGCGGUGCCUUUUGAGCACGGCAGCAGCAUCCGAUGUGACGACCAGAGGGCGCUGCUCAACUCUGCAAACUUCACAGCCUCUCAAGGACCAGGCCUGGAUUCGGACUUUGGUGCCAGUGCUGGUGUCUCUGUGAGGAUCUUGUCAGAUUACGAAGGAAGUCCAGGAACACCCCUGUUGGGUCGGCUGUUUGAGUGGGACUAUUAUGACCCCACCUACCAGAGAGAAGAUCAGCUCCACCGGCAGCUGCCUCCCAUCCACAGCAAGCAAUACUGGCUCUAG
Messenger RNA from Zootoca vivipara (common lizard), 885 nucleotides. RefSeq names its product protein huluwa-like. The record is from RefSeq and is a predicted model, not a curated record. Lineage: Eukaryota; Metazoa; Chordata; Lepidosauria; Squamata; Lacertidae.